Iphiclides podalirius (scarce swallowtail) is the source of this 1533-nucleotide messenger RNA. The record is from the annotation of a GenBank genome assembly. Lineage: Eukaryota; Metazoa; Arthropoda; Insecta; Lepidoptera; Papilionidae.
AUGAAUAUAGGAAUCAGAAAAGUUGUCGCUAUAAAUAAUCCAAGGCUACACUUCAUGUCAAAGAGCAUAGAAAUUAGAAGUAAAGACAAGUCCAAAAGGCGUCAACACAUGGCUGCACUAUUCAUCUCACACUUGCAUAAACCGUCAUACCAUUAUGGAACGCCACCAAAAUGGUAUGGAUGUGUGGGACAGGGUCGGGUGAACCAGCUCGGCGGUUUGUUCAUCAACGGGAGACCACUGCCGAACCACAUCCGACUCAAGAUAGUGGAAAUGGCUGCGGCUGGUGUCAGACCGUGUGUUAUUUCGCGCCAACUUCGAGUGUCACACGGAUGCGUCUCCAAAAUUCUUAAUAGGUACCAGGAGACGGGGUCAAUCAGACCAGGAGUAAUUGGCGGAUCAAAACCCAGAGUGGCAACACCCGAAGUUGAAGCCCGAAUUGAAGAACUGAAACGACAGAAUCCAGGAAUAUUUUCCUGGGAAAUAAGGGAAAAGUUAAUAAAGGAGGGUGUUACGGACCCACCAAGCAUAUCAUCUAUUUCGCGUCUCUUAAGGGGUGGUUCACGAGAUCCGGACGGAAAAAAGGACUACAGUAUUGAUGGCAUACUUGGAGGUAGAGGUUCAGAUUCUUCAGACAUUGAAUCUGAACCUGGUUUAACCCUGAAACGAAAACAACGUCGAUCAAGAACCACAUUCACCGGUGAACAACUGGAUGCCCUCGAAAGAGCAUUUCAUAGAACACAAUACCCAGAUGUAUAUACUAGAGAGGAAUUGGCACUACAAACAGGUCUCACAGAAGCCCGUAUCCAGGUUUGGUUCUCUAAUCGCAGAGCACGGCUUCGAAAGCACACAGGGUCUAAUACUGCACAAACACUUGCCAGCUACUCUACCAUACCAAUGCCACAGAUACCGUGCCCGUAUCCAACAGGAGAAAUAUCUACACUCUCGCAACAUCAUCCUCAACAUAGCGAUAGUUGGCAUCACCAAAAAUACGCUAACUACAAUCAGCUUAUGGCCCAGUCUCAACAUUUGAACCAAGCUUUCCAGAAUGCAGCUUUUCCAAGUACAUCAGGUUCUACUUUUGGGCACCUCGUUUCUGGUACAAGUGGACCGCCUCAUAGCCAAAUAUUAGAUCCAAGUGUACCGAGAAACGAUUAUCCGCGAUAUUCUAAUGAUGUUUAUAAUAAAACUAUUAAUUAUUUACCAAAAGAAACUGAAGGAGAGGAUAAAGUAACUGGUGAUGAAGUAAUAGAGCCUCGAGAUGAGUCUUUUGUUAAAAAUACACCGAGUGACUACACUAAAGAGUUACCAAGUAGUGAAUAUCCUAAAGUUCCUACAGAUUAUUCUAAAGUAUCGGUUGACCCCACAGCAUCUACAAAUUGGAGUCCGUCCCAUAGCUCUCUAAACAUGAGUUUAGCUGGUUUAUCUAGUGAAUAUAAAUAUAUGAACGAUCCGUAUGCUUUUCCCAAUAUGGUAGACCCUCUUAACCAGCAUAACUAUCCUAAUCCCCCGAACACAACUAAUAAAUACUGGAUU